Messenger RNA from Mucor velutinosus, 978 nucleotides. RefSeq lists its product as uncharacterized. Gene Ontology annotation, molecular function: hydrolase activity, acting on ester bonds. Bases 1 to 978 code for a protein of 325 amino acids. The record is from RefSeq and is a predicted model, not a curated record. Lineage: Eukaryota; Fungi; Mucoromycota; Mucoromycetes; Mucorales; Mucoraceae. The transcript has 3 exons.
AUGUCAAACGCACUAGAUUAUCUUGUCGUAUACGGUGAUUCCUAUUCAGAUGUCCAUCAGGGAUCCAAAAGAACAAACGGCCCUCUCUGGAGUGAACAGCUUGCCAGCAUAUGGAACACACAACUUGUAUCUUAUGCAAAGCCAGGAGCCACAUUUUGUCAAAACGAUAAGCGCAACUCGAGCUAUUUGAAGCAGCAAGUAGAACAAGACACCACCUUACAAGAAGCUGAGAAAUCCAGUGUUCAUGCUAUAUUUCUCGGCGUUACUGAUCUAGUAGAGACACAGGGGGAGGCAAAGAACAUCAAGCAAUGGGUGCAAUGUAUAAAAGAUCAAGUGAUGUACCUGAAUGCAAACAACCCAAAUACGCGCAUCCUUAUCAUGGGCGUACCUGCCUUGGAAUUCUCACCUUAUGCCAUGACACACAAAUCAGCAACCACCCAUCUCAAGCAAAACAUCAUUGAUUUCAACGUUGCAUUGGAGGAGGAAGUUCUAGAGUGGCGCAAUGAGGCUGCUUCAGAGCAGAUUGAGUUUUUUGACACUUAUCUGGUAUUUAGCGAUCUGCUGGGCGAUCCUUCUGUAGCCAGCAUUGACAAUGUAGAUGAUGCUUAUUGGGACAAAUGCCAAGGCAAAUGCACACAAGACAUGAACAGCUAUCUUUGGUGGGAUAGCAUCCAUGUGACAGGAUCUGGGCACAAAGCCAUCUCCAACACCAUCCAGUCCAAGGAAUUCUUCAACCUCAAAUCAGCACUGGAUAUAGAACCACAGCCCUCGUCUACUCUGGAUGAUUUCACUGGAUUGUCUGCCAAUUACACGCGAUGGCUCUCUUGGCUGAUCCUGUUGGCCAUUGUAGGCAUGGUGUUGUACAUGUUUAGACACAACAGAGCCUUUGUGUCUCUUAAAAAGACCAUUCAGACAAAAGCAGCCAAAAUUUACCCUUCUUUAACGCCUCGAAACAACCACGACUACACACUUGUAUAA